AUGCCUAGACUCUCUUCCUCUUCUCUUCUCUCACCUCCCUCCACCAUCAUUAUUCAACACUGCAACAACAUCCAAGGUUUCACUGCGACUCAUAGGAAAUGGAGUCCUUCUGAUCGCCUUCGCCUUCACCUCUUAUCUCGCUCAGGCAAGAUAGGAUCAGUCACCAUCCCAGUCACUGCUCCCAUUCCCUCUCCACUCACCCCUUACUCACAGUCUCCUUCUGGAGUACCUGUGAAUAUCCGGCAGGACUUCGUCGCUCCCAGCGUACUGAGCUCUCCUACUCCAACCGCAACCAUUCCCGCGUUGGACUUCACAUCCUUCACCACGGAUCAAUCGCAACCAUGGCGUUCCCCAACCCCAAGUACAUCAACUGCAUCGUCGCAGAACCAACAGCAGCACAACUUCAAUCAGGACUUUCAGCUCUUCGCCGCUCCGGAGACCCCUCUCAGGAUCUCUCAAGCCUCGCGUGCGCAGGCGAUAUCGAGUACAGCCCCUAAUAGCCAACGACUAGCCCAGACCCGGCAUCUCUCUAUCAACAGCAGAGUGUCUCCUGCAGUCCAGUCUAUCUCGUCUCCAUCUCACGGGCAUCUCUACUCGUCUCCCAAUCACCGGUCUUUUCCCAGUCUAGCAUUGCAAAACCCAUCCACUCAAGAGAAAUACCUGCGCCAGCUUGCUCAUUUGCAGCGUCUGCCGCCUGUUCCCCCUUUUGACUCGAUCACCACUGUUCCCCGCAGAAACUACUCGGUUCCUAACAUCCCACAAGGUACUUACAACCGCAGCCCGACUCGUCGGGCGAAGUCACUAACCGUGUCCCCAGGCGAUAUGGCUACCGCCUUCGACUCGAUGUAUCUCCCGGGAGGCGACUUCAGCGCCUCCCACGACGAUUUCCUGGACCUCGAGCCCAAUUUCCAGUCCAACAACCAUUUCACCACUGUCAAUUCCGGAGUUAACGAUGGCACAAUUUCUCCAACCGAUUUGUUCAAGGACGACGCAAUGAUCAUGUCGGCUCCGCCAUCCACGGCAUUCCCAAACCUGAGCACUCCGGAUUCGAGCUUCUUGGAAUCCCCCGCCAUAGCCAGCAGUGGCUUGAAUACCUCCCCACUGGAAGAUGGGGAACUCGAUGCCCAGUUGAACUUCGCUGAGCUCGACAACAUGGUACCGCUCUUCCCACAGAAUUCCUUGGAUCAGUUCGCCUGUCACCCCUUGUCGACUGCGCCUUUCACACAGUCAACUUCGAGCGCCGUGAGCUCUCGACCGGCCUCCCGCGCUCAAGAGACCGGUAUGGUACGGCAGAAGUCCUCACCAGGACGACCGCCGUCGCAACCUUACCAUACCCGCAAGCGUUCAGAGACUUAUGGUGUCUCUAAGGCGUCUAAGCCCCGCAAGAGCUUGCCUGAAAUCACCAUUGACAGUGAUGAUGACAAGGAGACGGCAAAGAGAAAGAAAAACACUGCCGCUGCCCGAAAGUCUCGUCAGCGAAAGCAGGAACACGCUGAAGCGGCCGAAGCCGAGAUCCAACGUCUCAGAGGCAUCAUUUACCGCCUUGGAGCCGAUCCUGACGCGGAGAAUCUGUGA
Molecule: messenger RNA, 1575 nt
Organism: Cladophialophora bantiana CBS 173.52
Lineage: Eukaryota; Fungi; Ascomycota; Eurotiomycetes; Chaetothyriales; Herpotrichiellaceae
Exons: 1
Coding region: 1-1575 (524 amino acids)
Biological process (GO): regulation of DNA-templated transcription
Molecular function (GO): DNA-binding transcription factor activity
Source: RefSeq, a predicted model, not a curated record